Ostrea edulis (European flat oyster) is the source of this 1686-nucleotide messenger RNA. RefSeq names its product neurocan core protein-like. The transcript has 4 exons. Gene Ontology annotation, molecular function: signaling receptor activity. The record is from RefSeq and is a predicted model, not a curated record. Lineage: Eukaryota; Metazoa; Mollusca; Bivalvia; Ostreida; Ostreidae. Bases 623 to 1348 code for a protein of 241 amino acids.
UCCACCGCUAGUGUCGGAAAGGGUGUCUUGCAUGCCACUUGUUAAUGAGUUUAAUUACCCACCCAGAACGUGGACUAAUAUUUCACAAAGGGUGAGUGAUAAGUUUUUGAAGGCAGUUAGCUCCUUAGGUCUGCUCAAAUUGUCAUCACUGUGUGUGUAAAUGUUGUAGAAAUGUAGUAAAAUAGCUUCAAUUAAAUGCAUCGAAUAAUUUGUUUAUCGACAUUAACUCUACCACGUGAUGUCAGCAUAAUUGUCAAAACUUCGAAUUGAUGAAAACGUAUCUAGUGCCUUACAAAACUGUGUACAUGAAUAGAUAUUUCAAUUAAUUGACAAGAAAAAAGAUGCAUUGUACUUGUUUUGUAAAAGGACUGGUGUAUGCGCGUGGUAGUGAUGUUAUGCUGUAGGCUCUAGCAAUUCAUCUUAGAGGAUCAAAGUAUACACACAGUGGAGUGGAGUAUUCUUUAAUUAGAAAUAUGGCACUGAAACAGUUAGAUGAUUGAACAAAGGAUUUAUUGGACAACCCUCCCAACACGUUUUCAAUCGCUUAAAAAGGAACAGUAUGCAUUGAAAUUUUCAGUUUGAGAACAAAUCCCUUCAAGACUAUGAAAUAUCAUUAGUGACAAUGAAAUUGAUGCAUAACAUCUCGCUGAAUAUUGUAAUCUUAUUCGUCAUUUCUGUGUGCGUAUUUGGGCAAUUCCGAAGCAUGUACAUGAACGUUGAUGACACGCUGAACAACGCACAACUUAUCCGAAGUUCAGGGGUGCUUCUGUCCUCUGAGGGUCAGAGUUUACUGCAGUGCGCACUACGAUGUACCACCAGUCCGGCCUGUCCCUGCGUUCUGUAUAAUGUGGAACUUAGAUACUGUCGGUUGUUGAUGCACUACAUGGAUGAGUUCAAUACAAACAGAACCUUGUCAGAGACGGGGUGGAGGUACUUCUUUAAUCCGGACGCGUGUACUUCCGGUUGGUUUCCGUUCAAUGGUCACUGUUAUCUUUACAACCAGACCGCCCAAACAUGGAGCGACGCUAAGGUUCAAUGUGAAAGUCAGGGUGCGUACCUCCUAGAACUUGAGACACCACUAGAAAAUGACUGGAUCAUAACAUCGUUACUAUCAUCUCUCUGCUCCAAUGCCUGGGACAUCAACUGUGAAGUGUUUAUGGGCGGAUCCACAGAUUCGGGGGUGUUCAAGUGGGAAUACUCGAACACACUUCUAAAUUAUAGUAACUGGUAUCCCAACGAGCCAAGCGAUACAGGGACGAGAGAAUGCAUAUUUCUGAUGUAUAAUGGACAGUGGAGCGACGGAAAAUGUGUAUAUCACAGAAAAUUUGUCUGUGAGAAAGUGAAAUGAACUCCAUGUAUAGAAGUGAACCUCAAGAUCACGUGAUAACAACGUUCCACUGGGUGUGAAAUUACAUAUGUACACGCUAAUAUCCAAUUGGAUUAAAAAUGUAAUUAAAUUGUAUUGAUCUCUCAAUCAACAUUGCUGUGGAUCAGGCUAAUCCGAGGUACCAGCAAAAAUUAAUUACACACUUCAACGAUUUAAUCAUGUAUUAACAUUAAUGUCUUUGAUAGAUUUUUGAUAUUGACAUUUGUACUAAUUCAAGUCGAGAUAGUGUAUUAAGUUUUCAAAACUUGUGUUCAAACCUUCUGUAUGUUAUUAUUACAAUAAAAUAUUUUCGAACCAAA